Mizuhopecten yessoensis (Yesso scallop) is the source of this 894-nucleotide messenger RNA. RefSeq names its product beta-1,3-galactosyltransferase brn-like. Gene Ontology annotation, cellular component: membrane. The coding region runs from base 1 to 894 and encodes 297 amino acids. The record is from RefSeq and is a predicted model, not a curated record. Gene Ontology annotation, molecular function: hexosyltransferase activity; UDP-glycosyltransferase activity. NCBI's taxonomy places the organism in Eukaryota, Metazoa, Mollusca, Bivalvia, Pectinida, Pectinidae. The transcript has a single exon.
AUGCCGGCUGUGGUUCGGGCUCAUCGUGCGGGGAAAGAUGUAGGCAUACCCACUAUAAAUCCAUAUCUUUACAAUUACAAGACCAAUAUCUCUACGAAAUGUCGACAGAAAGAUUUGUUCCUUCUCUUUCUCGUCAAGUCUGCUGUCAGUCAUUUUGACAGAAGGAGUUCUAUAAGAUCUACAUGGGGAAACGAAGACUCGUUAUUGACUAACUUCACAUUCAAGACGAUAUUUUUGGUGGGAGAACAGAAAAACGCCAAUCCUGGUCUUCAGAAGAUACUGGAGCACGAGAUCGAUUAUUAUAAAGACAUACUUCAGAUGUCGUUUACUGAUUCCUAUUACAACAAUACACAAAAGACUGUUGGUGGAAUUCACUGGGCUGUCCAUAACUGCAACCACGCCAGGUUCGUCAUGUUUGUGGACGAUGACUUCUUCGUAGCCACACAUUUUCUCGUUAGAUAUCUUAGCACGCUCUCUUUAGCUCAACAGAAAACACUAUUCGAAGGUUUUUUACAAAACGACAGGCCUUUUCGUUUUCCUUUGUGCAGUUGGUAUGUCAAGUAUGAAUACUAUCCUUACGACAAAUACCCACCUUUUCUAAGUGCCGGGGCAAUGAUCACAUCCAUGCAUUUGUUAAAAGAUAUUCAAAUUGCUAUGCAAUAUACCAAGAACUUUAUAUUCGAUGACAUAUUUCUUGCUAUAGUUGUGUUCAAAUUAGGAAUAACUCCACAGAAUAACGUCAAUAUCUUUAUCUGGACAAGGGUAGGUACUGACAGUAAAGAAUUCCAUAGCAUGAUCGCUUCCCACCAUUAUAACAAUGACUAUAUCAUGCAAUUAGCCUGGCAAGCACAUGUUAACUUUUCACGAAAGGUUAUACAACUUCCUAACUUGUGA